Messenger RNA from Trichoderma asperellum CBS 433.97, 1119 nucleotides. RefSeq lists its product as uncharacterized. The record is from RefSeq and is a predicted model, not a curated record. Lineage: Eukaryota; Fungi; Ascomycota; Sordariomycetes; Hypocreales; Hypocreaceae.
AUGCCACGGCUACCAGAUGCGGCCGAGAUCGCCUACAUGGAGGCACACAUCAAUGACACGCGCGUACCAGAUAUCAUUGCAUGCACAUCAAUAUGCGGAAUCGCAUCAAUCGUCUUCAUCGCCCUCCGCUUGAUAUCGCGAAGGAUUUCAAAGGCUGGGAUCGCGACGAGCGACUGGCUGAUAUUGUUUGCUUGGCUCAACUUUGCCGUUUUUGAUGUUUGCUUUGCAAUGUCAGUCAAGUAUGGGGGUGGUCGACAUAUCAUCCUCGUUACAGAUCCUAAUAAUGCACGAAUGCUUCAAGUUAUCAAUAUUAUCAACGAAAACCUCUAUUGCGUUUGCAUGGCUUUUCUCAAAUUCAGCAUCUUGAGCAUGUAUCAUGCCAUCUUCCCGCAAAAACGGUUCCACUACUGCCUUUGGGCUGUCGCUAUCUUCAUGGCCUGUUGGGCCAUCAGUUGUGCUUUCGUUGCAAUCUUUCAGUGUACCCCGAUUGCCUUUGGUUGGGACCCGUCUAUCGCUGGAGGUACAUGCGUCAAUUAUGGCGCUCUUGUCCUUGUUGCCGGCAUAUGCAACAUCGUUACAGAUUUCAUCGUUCUCGCUAUGCCAAUCCCCCUUGUUCUCAAACUCAACCUCUCCACGCAGAGGAAGCGAAUGGUCAUAUUUACAUUUGCAAUGGGUGGCAGCGCAUGCCUAGUCAGCAUCGCUCGUCUAGCAUUUGCCCUCGCAGUUGGUUCUACAGCAGAUGGGAGCUGGGACAACAUGCCAGCUGGAAUGCUUUCUGUCGUCGAACUAAUGGCCGGUAUUUUGGCUGUUUCGCUUCCUGUGUAUAGACCUUUGUAUCGUCGCCUCAUAAACAGAGAUAAAGGAGGUACUACACAACAAUCAUCUGAUAAUCCCUAUUCUAGUGGGUCGCGCAGUGUUCAAAUUACAGGCGGGGGAUUUUCCAAGAACAACAGCGACGGCAUCGUAGUAACUGACGAAGUCGACAUCAACUUGACCCCUUACAACCGAAGAGACGGGCACUGGGUUCGUGUAGGAGACGAAGACGAAUCGGGACUCUAUACUCCUCAGACCAAACGGAGCCUCAACAACGACCUAAACUAUAGUGGACGAGCUAUUUAA